UAUUAUAAGUUCCGGGAAUUCAUCACUUCAUCCCAUCCCGCUAAUCACUAAUUUCCGACAAAAUGAAGUUGUCUUUGGAAGCUAAGUACGACGCCGACAAAAACGCCGCCGGGGCGACUUGCUCCUUCAACGCCGGCGAUGUCAAGCUACGAGCUUCCAUGACCGACGCUACCCUAGUCAAGGGUCCCAGCUUGAACGGCUUAGCUCUCGCCGUCGAGAAACCCGGUUUCUUCGUCAUCGACUACAAUGUCCCCAAAAAGGACUUUAGUUUUCUAUUCAUGAACGGAAUUAGGGUUUUAGAGAAACCGUUGAACUUGACUUACCGUCACAGUAGAGGCGAUAACCGGACCACGGUGGACGGGACUCUAGUGUUCGAUUCGGCCAACAAGGUAUCUGCUAAUCACAUGCUUGGCUCGCGCAAUUGCAAGCUGAAAUACACUUAUGUGCACAGAGGGGCUACUACAUUUGAGCAGAGCUACGAUAUUGUGAAGAAUUCAUGGGAUUUCGCCGUGUCGCGGAAGGUUUACGGGGAUGACAUGUUUAGGGCUUCGUAUCAGACCUCGAGCAAGGUGUUGGGACUCGAUUGGUCGAGGAAUUCGAUGUUAAAUGGAUCUUUCAAGAUUUCAGCAUCUCUCAAUUUGGAGGAGGAAUUGAAAAUGCCAAAAUUAACUGCUAAGAGUACAUGGGAUUUUGAAAUGUAACUUUUUCCUGUUGCAAUUAUUCAUAUGUGGACGAUCCGAUACCUGCGUACCUUCCUAUUGGCUGGGUAUCUUGCAGAUUUAAGCUUCACUUUUUUUGCACUUCAAUAGUUUGUGUUUGUAAGCCUGCAUUGUAUUCUUUGGCCACCUCUGUGAGCAUGUAUUGUCAAAAUGGUGGUUUCUAUUGAAGCAUGAACUUUUCGUCUA
Molecule: messenger RNA, 905 nt
Organism: Cornus florida
Lineage: Eukaryota; Viridiplantae; Streptophyta; Magnoliopsida; Cornales; Cornaceae
Product: outer envelope pore protein 24A, chloroplastic
Exons: 3
Coding region: 63-701 (212 amino acids)
Biological process (GO): regulation of monoatomic ion transmembrane transport
Molecular function (GO): voltage-gated monoatomic cation channel activity
Source: RefSeq, a predicted model, not a curated record